Cylicostephanus goldi is the source of this 360-nucleotide messenger RNA. The record is from the annotation of a GenBank genome assembly. Lineage: Eukaryota; Metazoa; Nematoda; Chromadorea; Rhabditida; Strongylidae.
AUGGAACCGGUUGAUGAUCUUACCCAAGUUGCAAAUGAAGCAAACUGCGUCACAGCUCCAUCGCCCUUGACCUUCGAGCAACUAGACCAACCUUUUGGUUUUGUGCUCUAUACCAAGAAAUUAAAUACCUGCGGCAAGAAGCUUGAAAUAAAGCAGUUCAAAGAUUUUGCUUAUGUCACCCUCAACAAAAACCGUGUGGGUACCUUGGUAAACUCGUACAAUGGUAAAUCGGUACACUCCUUGAAUUUGCAUGGCUGUAAACAAGGAGAUGAACUUGGCAUUCUGGUCGAGAACCAAGGACGACAAACAUAUGAAACAAUCAACGAUUACAAGGUAAGAAGAGUUUGGGUCACGGUAUGA